This is a messenger RNA of Rhinopithecus roxellana (golden snub-nosed monkey), 348 nucleotides long. Its product is annotated as 40S ribosomal protein S26-like. Gene Ontology annotation, cellular component: ribosome; cytosolic small ribosomal subunit. Bases 1 to 348 code for a protein of 115 amino acids. Lineage: Eukaryota; Metazoa; Chordata; Mammalia; Primates; Cercopithecidae. The record is from RefSeq and is a predicted model, not a curated record. The transcript has a single exon. Gene Ontology annotation, biological process: translation. Gene Ontology annotation, molecular function: mRNA binding; structural constituent of ribosome.
AUGACAAAGAAAAGAAGGAACAACGGUCGUGCCAAAAAGGGCCAUGGCCACCUGCAGCCUAUUCGCUGUACUAACUGUGCCCGAUGCGUGCCCAAGGACAAGGCCAUUAAGAAAUUCGUCAUUCGAAACAUAGUGGAGGCCGCAGCAGUCAGGGACAUUUCUGAAGCGAGCGUCUUCAAUGCCUAUGUGCUUCCCAAGCUGUAUGUGAAGCUACAUUACUGUGUGAGUUGUGCAAUUCCCAGCAAAGUAGUCAGGAAUCGAUCUCGUGAAGCCCGUAAAGACCGAACACCCCCACCCCAAUUUAGACCUGCGGGUGCUGCCCCACGUCCCCCACCAAAGCCCAUGUAA